ACACCUUUCCAGCUCAGUCUCCACUACCGUGGAAAAUUUGUACAUCCGGACAAGAGAUUAUAACGAGUGAUGCAACGCAAUGUCUCGAAGUGCUGAGUGAGGCGACACUCAUACGCGCUUUGGGCACUGACCACAUUUACUACAUAAACUAAAGUGCUGAAUGAUGUGACACAAUGGCUUUCGCGUUACCUGUGAACUGCUUUCCUUGAAGCUGCCUCCACGGUACUACUUUGACUGUUAAAUCUUUCUAAACACGCUUUAAAUUCCUCUUCUCUGUAUUUAAUACCCUGCACUCUUUAACUGUAUUUUCAAGGGUUUUCUCCAAAUCUGCUCUAUUCUCAUCUUAGCUAUCUUUUGCAGUUUCUUUCAUUCUUUCAACAUGUCUUCCCUUCCAUCCUCAUCUUCGUCCUCUGAUACGCCUGCCGAACUUAUCAAUAAGAUUCUGAACACAGAGGCGAAUAAGCCAGAUUUCGAUCUCACCGUAUUUGUCGCGCAAAUUGAUCUUCUUCUUCUUCAUUACGAAGCUCAGCUGGGAAAGAAGAAUCCCAUCCGAGAGCAGUUGGGUGAUCUCCCCUCUGAGGCUUCUAAUUUUGUAGAUCAGAUGUCAACAAAUGUGACGCGCAUUGCCAAUGAGGAUGGAGUAAUCAAGAGCAUUGACGAAACAGUACAGCUCAUGCACAAUAAUGUAAAAAUUGGCUGUCAGGUAUAAUUAUGUCGAGAGGCAUCUACAAUGACAUCAAAAUGUUAGUAAACAAAAAUUCAAUUUUGAAACAAUUUGACAUGCAAAUGAUGGGUAAAUGCAUGAAAUAUGUCAUCUUUUGGUUUUUGUGGAGGUGUUCCAAAUAAAAUAGAACCUUGACCACUUGUCUCCAACUAUAUGAAACAGUUACAAUCAAAUGAUAGUGGAAAAGUAUCAUAAUAUUUAAAAGGGAACAAUGACAUUCUAAAUUCCAGUUCAUGUUAUUGUCUUAGAUAAUGCUGGUACAUACUUGAGCAAUUCUAUUAUUAUCCAUAUUUUUGAAACUCUAAGGGGGAGUUGGAAUAUUAAUGACCUUUAAAAUUUGUCUUUUGACAAAACAGUAAUGAUGUAAAAAUUUGUGUAUUUUUUUGAGAAAUUUUGAGAUCAAUAAGAAUAAAAGAAAAUAAAUUUUAACAGUUAAGAGUAUUAAUGACCUUUAAAAUUCGUCUU
Messenger RNA from Cryptomeria japonica (Japanese cedar), 1189 nucleotides. RefSeq lists its product as uncharacterized. The record is from RefSeq and is a predicted model, not a curated record. Bases 380 to 709 code for a protein of 109 amino acids. Lineage: Eukaryota; Viridiplantae; Streptophyta; Pinopsida; Cupressales; Cupressaceae. The transcript has 3 exons.